AUGAAACUCUAUAAAAAUAAUAAAUUAAUGGCAAAUCGAAUAACAUAUUUUUACAAGUCGACUUUGGAUUCAAUCAGGGGUGCAUUUGCUUCACUGUUUGCAUUUUAUUUCCUAGUCAUUGACGAGCUUUAUCAAUGUGUGUCCCAGUAUUCAUCAUUAACUAUAACCAUCUCAUUUUUACCAGACAUAGACACCAAUAGAAAUGAUGAAGAGUUAAAUUUUUCAAACGAUACUAGUCGAAGCACUAUUUUAAAUGUUAAUACAAAUUGCUAUCAAGAGUCAAACGAAAAAGUAUCCCCAACAACACCCAAUACAAAUAUAGCACCGAUGCCAAACAAUAGUCCUCAGCAUUUAGAGAUAAAUGUCGAAGAAAUAUAA
Dictyostelium purpureum is the source of this 378-nucleotide messenger RNA. RefSeq lists its product as uncharacterized. NCBI's taxonomy places the organism in Eukaryota, Evosea, Eumycetozoa, Dictyosteliales, Dictyosteliaceae. Bases 1 to 378 code for a protein of 125 amino acids. The transcript has a single exon. The record is from RefSeq and is a predicted model, not a curated record.